This is a messenger RNA of Gaeumannomyces tritici R3-111a-1, 2541 nucleotides long. RefSeq lists its product as hypothetical. The transcript is spliced from 3 exons. The record is from RefSeq and is a predicted model, not a curated record. Bases 189 to 2366 code for a protein of 725 amino acids. Gene Ontology annotation, molecular function: catalytic activity. NCBI's taxonomy places the organism in Eukaryota, Fungi, Ascomycota, Sordariomycetes, Magnaporthales, Magnaporthaceae.
CGCCCUGUUAUGACCUCAUCGGCCGAGCCCACCAACCGCAAAGCUUUGCCGCCUGCUAGCGUUGACACGCCCGUACAAGAACGGGCAGGCUUGGCCAUGGGGCCGCUGACGAGGCCCUACGACAUUCUGGAGGCGAUACAUGCUUGGAUAAAAUAAAUGAAUACAACAAGAAGAUAGCAACGCCGACAAUGCCUGUCACCGACGACGUCCGUACCGUUGCCGGCGUGUUUUACCAGGCAUUUGUUACGUUCCCCUACCACGCAUACAUGACACCGCGCUCGGGUUCCAACUUGUCGUCAAAGCCGCGCGAUACCAACAUGCACACCGCGUCCGCUGAGCCCGGACAUCUGGCGCGCGGCGGUGGUGCGCCCUCUCGCCCCAACAACCAUGCAAAGGACACCGAUGAGGCCUCCGCCAAGGACCGGGUGCCGUCGCCCCCACUACGGGACGAAACGUUCAGCGACCAAGUCCUGGCCAUGUGCACCUCGGCCGAGACCGUGUCGUCCCUCCUGGCACAGGAACCUGGCCUGGCCCCCAAGGAGGCGUGGAAGAGGCUGUGUGUCAGUGAAGGUGCAGCCCGAGGACAGCCAUCAACGUCAACGGUGCCCGAGGGCAGUGGAGGUACGCUCCCAGCAGACAGCCUCGACAGGGCCGCCAUGUGCGGGCGCUGGGGCUCCCAGAGGCCCAGCGAUCUGUUCCUCAAGAUGUACCACGACGCGCUGGUGUCCAUCGACGGACAUCCGGAAAGAGGAAUGGUCAGCCCGUCUUUGAUGGGCAGCAGUGGCGUUCUCCCCCUGACGAUAAUCUCAACAAUCCCCGACAUCGUUCGGCACAUGGCAAACCUCAUCGUCGCCGCCAACCGCGAGGUCUUCCUGGCCACCAACUUUUGGCAAAACAGCGUGGCGUCCAAGGUCAUCACCGACGCCCUCAAGGAGCUGUCCCGACGCGUCGGCGAGCGCGGCUCGGGCGAAAAGGUGGUGGUCAAGAUUAUGUACGACCGCGGCUCCAUCCGCCAGCUCGUCGAUCCGCACGCCGUCGUAUCGGAAAAGGACUACGCCGGCGGCGCGGUCGGGCUGCCCGCCGCGGCCGAGGUGCCGAACCUGGAGCUCGAGGUCAUGAACUACCACAGCCCCAUCCUCGGCACCUUCCACAGCAAGUUCAUGAUCGUCGACCGGCGCGCCGCCGUGCUGCAGAGCAACAACAUCCAGGACAACGACAACCUCGAGAUGCUGGUGCACCUCGAGGGCCCCGUCGUCGACGCCGUCUACGACAUGGCGCUGCUGUCGUGGAGCAAGGCGCUGAGCCCGCCGCUGCCGACGCGCGACAGUCCUGCUGCUUCCGAAGACGCCCCUUGCUUCCGGGCAGGCCCUGAAACCAUGUCUGAACCCGCAGCGCCGCCAACUCCCCCUAGCGGCGAAGCCGACGCCGGCGGCCCAGUCUAUGACGCCACCAUCGACGCCGAGGCCCGGCGCGUGCAGGCGCUCCUCACACCCUCACCCUCAAACCCAUCAAAAACACACCUGGACGCUGUGACGCGCCACCUCAACCACACGACGAACCCCGACUUCCGCCCCGAGCCGAGACAGGCCGCGGCCUCUACCACCGCCGUGGCGGCGCCCGAGGAUGACAUGACGCCGCUGCUCGCCCACGCGCCGCACGACCCGUUCCCCAUGGCGCUCGUGUGCCGCCCUCCGCACGGCCCGCCCGACAACAGCUCCGACUCGAACCCGCAGAACGCGGCGUGGCUGGCGGCGCUGCGGUACGCCACCGAGAGCGUCUUCAUCCAGAGCCCGACGCUCAACGCGGAGCCGCUGCUGCCGGCCAUCGUGGAGGCGUGCGAGCGCGGGGUGGACGUGACCUGUUUCAUAUGUCUCGGGUACAACGACAUUGGCGAACUCCUCCCAAAGCAGGGCGGCCACAACGAAAUGAUCGCCCACCGCCUACAUACCGCCCUCUCACCCACUGGCCGCGAGCGCCUGCACUACCACUGGUACGUGGGCCGCGACUGCGCCGCGCCGCUCACGCAGAGCCGGCGGCUGCGGUCGUGCCACAUCAAGCUGCUCGUGGCCGACGGCCGCGUCGCCGUCGUCGGCAGCGGCAACCAGGACACCCAGAGCUGGAUGCACAGCCAGGAGGUCAACGCGCUGCUGGACCUGCCGCCGCACGUGGCGCGCGACUGGGCCGAGGGGCUGCGCCGGAACCAGAACACGCACCUGUACGGCGCCCUGGACCCUGUCGACGGCGUCUGGAGGGACAAGGAUGGGAACGAGGCCGACGAGGCGACCGGGGUCGAUCCGGGGCGGUUCAGCUGGGGUAAAGGGAUUGUUGCGGCGUUGAAGAGGGUCAAGGGGACGGGUGGGUUCUGAGCGGGGGGGGAAAGGGACAUGCAUUUCUUAUGUUGUGCUAUAGUUUUGCAAGCGUGUAUAAUGACAUUCCUAGCCAUCCAGGUAGAAUAUGUGGAAACCACCAUUCCCAGUACCAAGACUAGGUUGGCUGUCGUGACUUGACGGUCACAUGUCGAGUACUUACUCCCGUGUACAU